Messenger RNA from Arachis stenosperma, 1032 nucleotides. RefSeq names its product MATH domain and coiled-coil domain-containing protein At3g58370-like. The transcript has 3 exons. The coding region runs from base 1 to 1032 and encodes 343 amino acids. Lineage: Eukaryota; Viridiplantae; Streptophyta; Magnoliopsida; Fabales; Fabaceae. Gene Ontology annotation, molecular function: protein binding. The record is from RefSeq and is a predicted model, not a curated record.
AUGGAGAAUCAAGAAAGUAUUGGUGAAACGUUAGAGACGUUCAAAUGGACCAUUAAGGACUUAUCUAAGUUGAACACCAAGAAGAUUUACUCUCAGGAAUUCUUCAUUGGUGGACAUCCAUGGCGGAUUCUUAUGUUUCCGAAAGGUAACAAGGUGGUUUACUUGUCGAUGUAUUUGGACGCUGGUGAUGCUGCCACUCUGCCAAAUGGAUGGACCAGAUUUUCCAAAUUCCAGUUGGUUCUGAUUAAUCAGGUUAAUAGCAAAAUGACAGAAGUAAGAGAAACUCAACACACAUUCAAUGCCAGAGAGAGUGACUGGGGCUUCAUAUCAUUUAUACCUUUAGCUGACUUUUAUGAUCAUAGCAAGGGGUUUAUUGUGGACGACACUUGUAUUAUUGAAGCCAAGAUUUCCGUCAGCCACCCAGAACUUGAGAAAAAGGUUGAUAAAGCUGCUCCACCAAUUUCUGUGCAAGUUCCUGCUAAGCCUAUUGAACAUGCUGAUAAUCCUAUACCUAUGGACAUAUCUGCAAUCCCAAUUGAUGAGCUUGUUGAUUUCAGGGGUUUAGGGAAAGUAGAAAAAGCGUUUGUUCCUCUUCUAGACGAAGUAUAUGCAAAGCAUCCCUCAGUUAUUGGAUGCCAGAAGAAGAGAAGUAGAAGGUUUAGCGAAUGGGCAUUCACAGCUUUGGGAAGAGUUCUGCAUUUCCUCAAGACUAAAAAGGUGAGAGAUAUGGAUGAAGAGGCUUGUAGCCAUCUUCAAAUCUUAUGGGAGGAACUCGAGACGUUUAGAUUCAAUUUAACUUGGCUGGAGCCACAUGUUCAAUCUGCCUUAGGUAUGAAAAAUUACAUGGAAAGAUCCGCUAAGGUGAAAAGUGUGAAGGAGAAUGUGGCUGCUCUGGAGAUGGAAAUGAAGAAGCUUAAGGCAAUGGUUGCUUCCGUAGAAGUUGAUCUUGAAAUGGCAAGAAGAGAAUUGGUGAAAGUUGAAGAAGGCUUUGAAGAGAUAGAUUUGGAUGGUGAACUAGGAUAUGGACCAUAG